AUGGACUACAUGCCCAACGUCAAGAACAUCCUUGGGAAGAACGGCAUCACGUUUUCAAAACAUUUCUGUACUAGCGCUUUCUGCUGUCCAUCGCGCAUGAGUUUGUUUACUGGGAAAUGUGUCCAUAACACCAACAUCACAGAUGUAGUCGUGCCGUGGGGCGCAUAUCCCAAGUUCAUCACUCAAGGAUUGAAUGAAGACUAUCUUCCUCUUUGGCUACAAGAAGGAGGCGUCAACACGUAUUAUGUGGGGAAAUUCGCCAACGGCCACAGCAUCGAGACAUACCUUGACCCGCCUUGUGCAGGUUGGACAGGAAGCAACUUCCUACUGGAACCUGGUGUAUACGACUAUCUCAACACGACAUGGGCAAAGGACGACGGUCCAUACGAGUAUUUCUUAGGCGAACACGCAAUCAAUAUUACUACAAAGCAUGCACUAGAGAUGCUCGACACAGCUGUGAAUGACAGCAAGCCUUUCUUUCUUACAGUCGCACCAGCAGUCCCACACGUGGGAAUCAAUGCGAGCGGUAACGGUCAAACCUUUUAUCCCAUUCCACAACCAAGGUGGGCAGAUUCUUUCUCCGACGCGAAAGUUCCACGUACUCCGAAUUGGAAUCCUAACACGACAAGCGGAGCAUCAUUCGUGUUGGAUCUCCCACUUCCAAACCAAACAACUACAGAUGAGCUAGAUAAGCUCUACCGGGCACGACUCCGGGCAGUGGCAGGGUUAGAUGUCAUGGUCAGUCAGCUGGUCGAUGCACUGGACAGCUAUGGGAUCUUGAACAACACUCAUGUCAUCUACACAACCGACAAUGGAUAUCAUAUCGGUCAACAUCGGAUGGGCUGUGGGAAGAAAGAAGGGUACGAGACGGACAUCAACAUUCCGCUGGUGUGGCGCGGGCCUGGUGUCGCUCAAGACGAAGUCACAGAUGCUGUAUCGACUCACACGGACCUUGCACCGACAUUCCUGAAACUGUUCGGACUUCCAUUGCGGACGAAACUGGAUGGACAGACUAUUCCUCAGAUAACAGGGGAAUCGAGCUCGAAAUCAUCUGAGCAUGUCAAUGUGGAGCUUUGGGGCUCAGCAGACGUAUAUGAAACGAUGCCACUGAAGGGCCAUGUCCCCUUGCCAGAGAAUGUCAGUAACAACACAUAUAAGGGGCUGCGCAUCAUCUCCGACGAUUACAGCCUCUACUACUCGGUCUGGUGUACAAACGAGCAUGAGUUGUACGACAUGGUGGAGGAUGAAUAUCAAAUGAAUAAUCUCCUCCAAGAUUCGCAGGACAUCACUGAUAUACCCAGUGGAACGUAUCUGGACAGACCGUUGAGCGAUGUGGUUGCACGACUUGAUGCUUUGUUGAUGGUGCUGAAGACCUGCAUUGGCAUCGAGUGCACUAAGCCAUGGCUUCAAAUCCACCCUCAAGGCGACGUAGAGAACCUGAAAGAAGCGCUAAACGAGACAUUCGAUGACUUCUACACUUCUCAGCCGAAGGUUUCCUUCGGUGCUUGUAAACAGGGGUAUAUCAUUGAGUUCGAAGGUCCGCAAUCUGUAAUGCAGUAUAGUGGGGACAUCUCAUAUGGAUCUGCUUAG
Messenger RNA from Penicillium angulare, 1590 nucleotides. RefSeq names its product sulfatase family protein. Gene Ontology annotation, biological process: phenol-containing compound metabolic process. The record is from RefSeq and is a predicted model, not a curated record. The coding region runs from base 1 to 1590 and encodes 529 amino acids. Gene Ontology annotation, molecular function: N-acetylglucosamine-6-sulfatase activity; glycosaminoglycan binding; arylsulfatase activity. Lineage: Eukaryota; Fungi; Ascomycota; Eurotiomycetes; Eurotiales; Aspergillaceae. The transcript is spliced from 4 exons.